This is a messenger RNA of Protopolystoma xenopodis, 1071 nucleotides long. NCBI's taxonomy places the organism in Eukaryota, Metazoa, Platyhelminthes, Monogenea, Polystomatidea, Polystomatidae. The record is from the annotation of a GenBank genome assembly.
AUGCUAAGAAUAUUUUUGUGCAAUGAGACCUGUCCGCCCGACAAGCCACGCUUCGUUCAACCAGGAGGUCGUGUGUGCCUUUCUGAGGCGGAGUACCUCGAGGCCAUGGGCCAAUUGGACGCAGGACAACGGAGCCGACGCACUGUGCUCAUCACAUGCAUCGCCGUCCUGGUCGGACUCUUCUGCCUGGUUGCUAUUGUGGCCGCCAUCAUUGUGGUUUAUCUCAAUAGGAAGGCUGAGGCGGACAAAGUGCGUGAGGAGCUGCGCUCCGCUUAUACCAAUCUUCUCGAGCCCGACAUGAAGAGUCAAGCAGCUGCGCGCGAGCCCAACAUGGGCCGCCUAGAGAUGAUCACCCUUGACGAUCUGGUAUUCGAUCCUCAUCUUCCUGAGAGCUUAUUAGGCGCAGGCGCCUUUGGCGCUGUAUACAAAGGCCAAUGGCGUGUGCCGAAGUCAGCAGUGACCGAGCACAAAUGGCCCCGAGGAACAGUGCUUGACGUCGCUAUUAAGGUCCUCGAAGGCACGUCAAGCCCGUCAGCUGUUGCGGCAGCACAGACUUUACCAACAAAGGCUUCGGAAUCCGGUGAGGCUGAAGGCCUGUCGGCCACUGGAUCCCGAGCAGAUAAAGUCGAGACGCGCACAAAAGGAAACAGGCAAAGUGGUCUUCUGAGACAGCGGGUUGACGACAACCUAACGACGGAGACUUUGGCCGAUGAUGAAGACGGAAAACCUGGCUACGAUGGCGGCCAUAACUCGACCGCUGUUGCAGGUGCCGAGAACAAAUAUAAUGGCUCCCAGAAAUGGCGCAACGGACAAACAGUUUCCGUCAGACCAUCACCUCGGGAGGGCAUGCCUCUGGACAACACUCAGAUGCCAACUGUUGCAAGCAUUCCGAGAGAGGCGAAUCGAGGACUAAUCAGAUCAAACAUAGAAGAACUUCUGGCUGAAGCCAAGGUAGCCAACUUUCUGAUGACUAAUUACUUUUGGAGCAUUAAUUUUUAUUCCUUAACCUAUCUUUCUUUUCAUUUAUCUUUAUUCCAUUGCCGUAUGCUCCUAAGCUUUCAAGUGCCUUAA